UUAAAAAAUUUUCUCACAAAAUGCGAAAAACUGAUUUUUUAAUCUGAACAAAUCCAACAAAUUCACACUUAAAAACGGUGUGAAUAUAAAAAAAAUCUGUGGUGCCGUAAAGUUUUUUUGUGUAUAACAAUUUUUUUAAAGGUUUAAGACGAUAAAUAGGAGUAAAUUUUACACAGAACGUUGGGUAUGGAACUUCAAAUGCAAAAUGUAAGACCACGGGAUGGACGAAUACAAUAUGAUGGAAAUAUUUUAAUUGGAUUGAACACAGAGAUGUCUGCAGAUUAUAAGGCGGAUAGAAUUUUACUCCGUAUAGGCCCGGAAAAUGAUUUGGACCCAUCUAGAAUCUUAGUAGAUUUUCACGAGGGGAACAACGUAACUCAUAACUUUAGCAUUCAUGUUGAUGCUGCCACUGCACGACUAAUCGAAGGAAUGGGACGCAGGAUCACUUUAUUCAAAAAUGUGGUUAAUUUAAUUUUGCGUGAAUAAUAUUUCAAGAUCAUCAA
Molecule: messenger RNA, 503 nt
Organism: Chironomus riparius
Lineage: Eukaryota; Metazoa; Arthropoda; Insecta; Diptera; Chironomidae
Source: the annotation of a GenBank genome assembly